Messenger RNA from Scheffersomyces coipomensis, 2226 nucleotides. RefSeq names its product ribosome dissociation factor GTPase. Gene Ontology annotation, molecular function: GTP binding; translation elongation factor activity; GTPase activity. NCBI's taxonomy places the organism in Eukaryota, Fungi, Ascomycota, Pichiomycetes, Serinales, Debaryomycetaceae. Gene Ontology annotation, biological process: translation; translational elongation. The transcript has a single exon. The record is from RefSeq and is a predicted model, not a curated record. Bases 1 to 2226 code for a protein of 741 amino acids.
AUGUCGUUACAACAGGUUGAUCCUCCAAGUCGAUCUGGUGGUGGUGGAAUGUCAAAACUAGCACAGUUGGCUCAAAAGAGAGCUUUACAGAAUAAUACCACCAGUAAUGUCGAUCAAUCAGAACUGAAUGAUGAAUCAGAUAUUACUCCAGUUAAGCCUGUGUCAAAGUUAAGUGCAUUGGCUAGAGCAAGAGCUUCGAAAGCUAGUAAUAAUUCAAAGUCAUUAGAGACUGAUGGUAGUAAUAAAUCAAUCGCUAUUUUGGAUCGAUUACGAUCUUCAACUAAUACUAGUGCUCCUCCAACCAUGAAUUCUACACCGUUGGCUAGUUUGUUGACUAGUAAACGUGAAGGAUUAUCCAUACGAUCAAACUUGACUAAAAAAGUUAAUCCUAUACGACUUUCACCACCAUCACCACCUCCACCAAAGACUCAAAACAUUAUGGUAUCAGAUAAUGUUACGACUAAAGAGGAAGAUACAUCUGUUCAAUUAACCUAUGAUGUAUCUUUAGAUAAUAGUAUCAUUUCAACUAAUCCAGUUAAUUCCAUUUCAAGCUUUUUAUUCAAGCGGAAACUCUCAUCAUCUGAACACUUAGAAACAGAAGAUAUAGAACAAGAUCAAAUCAAUUCAAAGAGAAGGCGACAAGAUCAAUUAUUUUAUCCAAUUACUAACUUUGAAAUUCAAAAUUUAGAAAAAUUAGAAAAAGUAAAACAAAACUUUACUCAACUUUCACCUGAUGAUAAAAUUUUACAAGCUCAACAUAAUGCCUUUAAUGAUAAUUUUCAAAAUCUUAAAGUAACCAAACCUACCUCAACUGGAACCACUACUCCUCCAAAAUCCGCUAGUAAAUCAAGCAAAUCUUUAAAUAUCGAAUCAGAAUUGGCAUCUAAUAAAACCUAUGCCAAACCUCAUAAAUCAUUCGUGGUGAUAGGGCAUGUCGAUGCUGGUAAGUCGACAUUAAUGGGGCGUAUGCUUUUAGAUUAUGGUAUUGUUGAUGCUAAAACAGUGGAUAAAUUAGUCAAAGAAUCUAUGAGAGUAGGUAAAGGAUCGUUUGCAUUAGCUUGGAUUCUAGAUCAAACUGAAGAAGAAAGAAGUCAUGGUGUUACAGUUGAUAUUUGUGCUACUGAUUUUGAAACUUCAACUACAAGAUUCACAGCUAUUGAUGCUCCAGGUCAUAAAGAUUUCGUACCCCAAAUGAUUGGAGGUUUAUCCCAAGCUGAUUUAGGUCUCUUGGUGGUUGAUUCUAUUCAAGGUGAAUUUGAAAGUGGAUUCGCUAUGGAUGGUCAAACUAAAGAACAUACCAUUUUAGCUAAAAAUUUAGGCAUUGAAAAAUUAUGUAUUGCCAUUAAUAAAUUAGAUAAAGAAGAUUGGAGUGAAGAUAGAUUCAAUCAUAUUAAAUCUGAAUUAACUGAAUACUUAACUAGUGAUGAAGUUCAAUUCACUUCAGAUCAACUUGAUUUCAUUCCAAUUUCAGGAUUGACCGGUAAUAAUGUGGUUAAACGUGAUUCAACCAUCGCAUCAUUUUCAUGGUAUAAAGGUCCUACCUUAGGGGAAUAUUUAGAAACGAUUAAAUUAUCCACUAAUCUUGAUUCCAAACAAUUAAUCGAUGAAGAAUUCUUUUUAACCGUUAGUGAUUCAUAUAAAGAUAAAGGGGAAUUAAAAGUAACCGGGAAAGUGAUUAGUGGGAUCAUUCAAUCAGGUGAUUCUAUCAUAUCAUUACCUAGUGAAGUCAAAUUACCUAUUCAAUCCCUUUAUGUGGCUAAUAAAAAGAUGGAUUUUGCUAUUAAUGGUGAAGUAGUACAAUUAACUUUCAAAGCAAGUCAAGUUAGUAAUGAUAAUGUGGAUCCAUUCAGAAUAGGGGAUUUAGUAGCUAAGGCCGAUAUUGUUGGUGGUGGUUCAAUCAAAUCAUUAAAGAAGUUUACGGUAUCGUUACAUUUAUUCAAUAUGGAUAAACCUUUAUUGGUGGGAAUGCCAUUUGUAUUAUUUAGAAAUAAUUGCCAAGUUCCAGCUAGAAUAACGAAAUUAAUUGAAGUAACUUCAGCUCAAGGUAAAAAGAAAAAGAAGAAUUUGUUACAUCUUGUAUCUAAACAAACUGCCAUUGUUGAAGUUGAAAUUGAAGGUUCUUCUUCAUUACCAUUAACUAAAUACACUGAUAAUAAAACUCUUGGUAGAAUCGUUAUAAGAAGAGAAGGUGCCACCAUUGGUGCCGGUACAGUGGUGGACUAUUAA